UGUUAAUGCUUAGGAACAGACCCCAGUAAGCUGGUGAAGAAAAAUGGCCCUUAUUUUAGGUCGGCUUGGUUGUCAGUUUUCGUGAGUUGUAUGCGCCUACUGAGUUUUGUGAGCUUCUUCCAGGGAUAUUCAACUUUUUCAAGCCUUCGCCCAUUCAUGUCUCGGUAAAGAAUGUCAUCUGACCGUGAGCAGAAAUCUGUAAACCUCAAGGCUCGCCUGAAGUCUAAGCUAAAGCAAGCAGGUGUUCAAAAUUCUGACUCCAGUAGUGAUGAGGAAGAGACUAAAAAAAAAAAAAUAGCUCCCAAAACCAAAACUACCAGUAAUUCCUUGGCUUCACCUAAUACAAAUGGAAUUUCUGACAAAUCCUCCCAGAGAAGAUCUGUGAAGUCUACAGAUGAACUUGAUAAGUCCACUGUAAGCUCUGACAGUGAAGGAGUGGCUACACGGCCAAAGAAACGGACCAUUUGUACUUUGGUUAGUGAUGAUACUGAUUCAGAUACUUCAGAAGUGUUUCAACCUAGGUCCUCCUCACACAGAAAACUUAAUAUAUCUUCUGGUUCUGACGCAGAUGAUGAUAAUGAGGAUGUGUGUGAAACUGGGGUGAGCUCUGAGAGUGAAGAAGAAGAAUUUAGUGAUGUUAUUGACAGUGCAGAUGAUAAUUGUGAUGAGGAAGAAUCUGAAGCAUGCAGCUUAAUUGAUAAUGAAGCUGCUGAAGUUGAUGGAUCAGUGUCAGGAUCUGCUGAUGAAGAAGGAUUUGGGGAUUCUAUAUCAUCUUCAGGUUCUGAUUGGGAGAGUGACUGGAUGAGUGAAACAGAUGAGCCUCACCAUGCACCAAUUUCUAAUGCUGCAUCUAAAGAUAUUGCAACUUCUAUUGGAGUCGCAGCUUCCUCUGGAUUUGCUUCUGACAGCAGUGAUGGAACAUCUGAAAAAUGUCCAAUUUGCCUUUUGCGCUUCAGUAACCAAGCUGUUGGAACACCGGAGUCAUGUGAUCAUGUGUUUUGUGCUGAAUGCCUAGAACAGUGGUCAAAGAAUAUGAACACUUGCCCAGUUGACAGACAAGAAUUUUCUCUGAUUUUGGUAAGACGCCGCAUUGGAGGGAAAGUUGUCAAACAAAUUCCUGUUCAAAGAAAUGAAGUGAAAGAUGCAGAAGAAGUAGAUGACCCCACAUACUGUGAAGUGUGUGGUAAUUCUGAUCGUGAAGAUCGCAUGCUCCUAUGUGAUGGGUGUGAUCUAGGCUAUCAUAUGGAAUGUUUGGAUCCACCUCUAAGUCAUGUUCCUCUUGACAACUGGUACUGUUCAGAAUGUGAUCACAACAAUUCCAAUAAUCCUAUUGCAGAAGAGGUGGACUUUGGCAUUGAUGAAGUACACGAGUUGUUGCAUGAUGCUCAAAAUGUAGGAACUCCUCAUCCUCGUCGCCCUCCUAGAAUGCUUCCCAGAACCCGCCAGGUUGAACGAGUGCUUGGGCGUAUCCGACGUGCUUUCCUUCAAAGACAAGAAGUUCUAAAUGCGAUGCCUUCCACAUCUUCUGGAAUAGAAAAUAGACGUAGUGAAAGUAGGAGGCGGAAACGAAAAUCUGUUAAACGAAAAUCUGCUCCCAAGAAACGAAGAAAGACUACAUCUAAACGCACUACUAAAGCAACAACAAAGAAGAGAACUUCGUCAUCUGCUUCCAAAAAAACCACGACAAAGAAAACUACCGGGAGAAAACGAAAGGCGAGGAAGACAUUAGGCAGCAAGUCCAAGAGAAAGAAGCGUUCAAGCAAGGUUUCCCGCACUGCAAGAGUUGUUUUACCUCACUCCGUGAAAGGCAGACUUGCUGAGCAGUUGGGUAUGCGACCUCUCCGUCAACCAUGGCAGACCACACCAGAGUUACGAUCAGCUCCCAGCAUUUCUGGAAUUGUGUUGGAAAGGAGCAGAGCAGGUAUACCCACUCUUCAUCUCUUUGGUCAACGGGAUCAGCUGGACUACUUUUCUGGAUCUGACGAGGAAGUGGGAGGUGGUGGUGGCUUGGCUGUUGUACACCAGCCACGUGAAACACUUUCUCUUGCUCAGAGAUUGAACAACCGCAAAAGACUUGCUGCAGCCUUGCUCAAUCCAAAUCGACGACCUCGAGUUGAACCUGUUACUCCAGCCCAACCUGGAAGUGACCUGGUUGAAAGUAUUCUUCUCAACCAAACUAAGAUGCUUUCUAAGAAGACUGAUGUAAAAAUCAACAUUGAUGGAACAUUAGAUAUCAAGCUGAAUGAGCCGGUUGUGAAACCCAAUCCUGCUGAUGUACUUAAGGAAAGACUUGGACAAAAUACUGUGGAUGUGAGAGACAAAUCACACUUAUCCACUGGCCGAGUUGUACAAGCCCCUCAGUAUUCUGGAGGAAGGCGUGGUGGACAAAAUUCACACAGUAACUCAUUCAGUGGAAGCAAUUCUGGUGGCAGAAGAAAUAGAGGUGGGGGUAGUGGUGGUGGCGGUGGGGGUGGAGGAGACAGUGGUAGUGGAAAUGUCAAUAAUUCUGGUUUCCGAUCUAGUUUUAAUAACCCAGACCAGUCCCGUGCUCAGUAUGAACAAUUCUUGGGCAAUAACUUAAGCGGAGGCCGACCUCCCAGAAGCCAACCUCUGAGAUUUCGUUUAAAUGCUCCUCGCAGACCACUCAGAAGAAAUGUUAUGCUUAGGAGAGGUGCAUUGCCUGUAGGCAAUGAUGAUGAGGAGGAUGAAGAUGAUGAUAUGAUUGAUGGGGUUAUCGAUGCAGGCUCACAAGAUCCUGCCAAGGAUGGAGAAACCGGUGAUGGUCCAAGGGAAGAUGAUGAAGUGGACAUCUACAGUGACAUAGAGGCUGACGCCAAUAAAGGAGGCUCAGGAGAGGACGCUGAUCCAGAGUUUGGAGCCCUAAUGCCUCCUCCAGAACCUCCUGCUAUUUUGAUGAACAUGGGAGAGCAAAAUAGUGACGACGAAGCUAGUGAUAGUGAACUUGUGAUAGAUGAUAGAGCCAAAGGACCAGCAGAUGAGACUGAAGAUAAAUAUGAUCCUGCUGAACCAUGUGAUGACUCUAAUGAAGCUGCAGAUAUUUCAUCAGAACCAAGAGCAGAUGAAAUACCACUUCCUCCCGAACCAGGACCAGCAUUGACAGCUGCUGCUGAGUACUCUGAUGAUAGCCAAUCAAAUGAUGAUGCAUUGGAAAAAGCAACACCAGCAGAUAGUGAUACAGGUUCUCAAGAUGUAUCCAAAGACUUCAAUGCAUCUACUAUUGACACACCAGAUGAUAAUACAAGUGACCUGUCAAAAGAAAAUGAUGAGCAGCCUGAUGAGUCUGAAGAAGGAAAGAGUAAACCUGACCCUGCAGUGGGUGAUGAAUCGUCAGAGGAAGACGAUGACGAUGAUGAUUGUCCAAAUUUCUCAAUUUAUUCAGCAGCUAGUGUAAACAUUGCCAGACAAGUUGGAGAAAUAGGAUCUGAUGAUGAUAAAAAGAAGCAAACCCAAAAUUCUGCAGAGAAAGGAGAAGACAUAGAAGAUGAAUUAGACCCAAUUAAGGAAACAUCUGUGAACGUAGACACUGAAAUUGAAGAUUCUGAAAAAAAAGCGGGAGAAGAAUCUCUCCUUCAAGUUGACAUUGAAAACAGUGAAAAGAAAGCCCUUGAAGAUAGUGCAGACAGAGAUGAGUCUGAGGACAGUGCAUCAGAAGAGUCUGAUGGCAUUAAAGGUAAGACCCAAGCUCUUGUUGAAGAAAUUUUUGGCACUGAUGAUGAUAGUCAGGCCACCUCCUCCGUGCCUACUGCUCCUGUAAUGCCUGGUCUUGAAGGUUUGGAAACUGAGAUAAUUUCUGAUUGUGAAGAGGCAAUGCUUGAUGGAGACUUAAGUGAUGCUGAAAGUGAUCCAGGAAGCCGAAGGCUUAAGAAGUUUUCUGGUGAGCAUGACCCUGCAGACUUUGAGGAUGGAGAGAUUGUAGAUGAGAGUCAAAGAGGUAAGAAGGAUCGAAAGAAAGUUAAAAAAGAUGGAGAUGAAAACAUUGAGUUGGGGAAAACUGACAAUGAUAGACAAAAACCUCGCAGAAAAAGAGAGAGUCCCUCAAAAGAACGUGCUCCAUUAAGCAGCAGUGAAAACAGAAACAAAGAGAGGGAUAAGGAAAAAACAAAAGAGAAGGAUAAAAAUAAAGAGAAAGACAAAAAAAGGGAUAAAGGUAGGGAUGAUGACAAAAACAAGGAUAAAGGAAAGGAUGAUAUAUCAUGGAAGAAACCAUCAAAGAGCACCAAAGAUAGGAACUACAGGGAUGGUAAGGAGAGAGAAAAGGAUAAAGAAAAAGAUAAAGGUAAAGACAGAGAUAGAGACAGAGACAAAGACAAGGAGAGGAGUAAAGACGAAAAGAGAGAGGAGGAGAGAGAAAAUGCCAGAAAGGAACGAAAAAAGAAAGAAAAGAGGAAAGAUCUUGAACGAUAUGAUGUUCGCAAAGUUCUCUCUGAUAAGACUCUUAGUCGUCAAAAUAAAGAUGCCUUUGGCCGUGAUCUUGAUAUAAGAAAAAGAUCUCGUACGCAUUCUCGCUCAAAGUCAAGAUCGAGAUCCCGUGGACGUGGGCGAUCACGGACGCGUUCUAGAAGCCACAGAAGACUUGGAAGGUCACGCAGUAGGUCUAGAUCCAGAGGAAGAUCUCCAGGACGGCCCCGACCAAGACACAGAAGUGCUUCUUUCGAUCGCUCACGUGUUAGGAAAUCUCGUUCACGAUCCCGUUCCAGAUUGCGAAGAUCACGUUCUCGCUUAAGAACAGGAAACAGGUCUCGCUCUCAGCGCCGAUCACCCAAUCGCUCAAAGGAUCGUCCAAGGAAAAGUAGAAGUAAAGAAAGGAUUAGGAGAAGGUCAAGAGAGAACAGGGUUGAGCCCCAAAGUAACAGACAGCGCAAUGAAACCACUGCUAACAUACCGAGGGAUUCAAGAAGAGACCGUGAGCAGACUCGACCUCAAGCUUCGUGGUCCCGUUCUUUUUCACGUUCCCUUUCACGUUCAUGGUCUCCGUCCCUCAGUGGUUCUCCUCAGUAUCCUAUGUCAGAUGAUGAAGUUUUGGCUGCCCGCUCAUAUUCUAGAUCAUGGUCUCGAGAGAGAGUUGAUCAUGUUAACACAACAGACAUGGCAGGUGGUCGCAAUAAAACGCAUAAAAACCUCACAGUUAUCGUAACAAACAAUAAGGAUGAUUCAAGAAGAAAGAAGAAAGAUGGGAAAAAGGGAGGUAGAAGACAUGCAUCACCGGCCCCUUCAAAGGAAGUGUUUGCGUCAGGUGACAAUAUUUUAGUAAGUGUUAACUUCAAAUCUGGCAAGGGAGGUGAAGCCUCUUCCAAUUCAUAUCCAACUGAAAAAAGCUCAAAAAGGAAACGAGAUGAGGGUCGCAGCAAGCGUUCCAGGAAAGAUAAAAGUAAUAGCAAAGCUCAAAGAUCUGACACCCCACCCUUGGAUUCAAGUAAACCGCCUGAAAAGCGGCGUAAACCUUUGCCACCUGAAGCUGCACAGAAACCAGUAGCAAUAAUAGACCUUGAACAGUCUCCCUACAAGGAGUUCACGCCUUCUCCAAAAGAUUUGAUCAUUUUGAGUGACAGUGAGGAUGAAAACAUGCAACAAACUGAACAGGAACUUCAGCAAAUGAAGCAGAAAUUGCAUGAAGAAAUAAAUGCUGUACCUGAUGAGCCAAUGGGUCCCAAAACACCACCUGAACCACAGAUUAAAUUUUCUAUCAAUACUAAAAACAGUAUUCGAACAAUCAACAACCCACUUAUGGAAGAAGAAGAGGAAGAGGAGGAGGGCGGUGAGGAGCAAGUUGAAGGGAAUGAAACAGGAAAUACUCGAACUGAUGCAGAUAUGGAGAGCUUACACAAAGGACCCAAUACUCCUCCCGAAUCUCCUAUGGGUCCUGCAACUCCUGGUUCAUCUCCAACUUCACCAGAUGCUUAUGAUCCAUUUGAACCAACAGCUUCUCCACGUUCUGAAUCCCCAGAUGAAGGUGCUGGAGCUGGAGACAGAACAAAUGGAACAGAGAAGGCAAGCGAAUCACUUGAAAAUGGAUCAAUGGGUGCUCAAAUUGAUGAUGAUACUAGACCAAAGACUGACAUUAUAGAUGAUGCUCGUAGUUCCUCACCAAAGUUAGAUGGUGUAGGUGCUUCUCCUGGUACUACGGCCCCUGAAGUAGAUGAAGUUGAUAAAUCAAAGCCAAUGAGCCCCACUUCUUCAGCUGAGGCAGCUGCUGUGAAGACACCUUUAAAAACAAUGGCAGCUGCAGGGGGCUCAACUGAAGUCACAUCUUCAACAUCAUCUUCGACCAGUCGUUCUAUUCCUCAACGUGCUGUUUCACAGUCUGAUAGACUUUUAGCAUCUGUGAUCAAAGGUGCAUUAUCAGUGCGACCAGCAUCUAAACCAAGCACACCUGUAAAAACUAUUUCUCGACAGAAUGGGGAGCCCAGUGCACAAACUGAAGUCAUUGAUAUGGAUUUGGACUCACCUUAUUCACCAGGAUCAAGUGAAGGUGAUGACUUGUUCGAACCACCACCUGUUUAUAACUCAAAGGGAACCCCAACAAAAUCCACUACCCGCUCCAAACCAGCUAGUGGAGGUGCAUCUAAAUCUGACAAGUUUGACACACUGUUUGGCAGUUCUCCCAAACAGAGGGUGAAAUAUGGCAGUAAUUCACGAUCAAAGACUAGCGGGAAGAAUGCUGGCCGCAAUCAGGCCAAGCUCAACAAAAUUGUGAAGCAGAUGGCAAAAAUCCGAAAAGAUGGUUCUAUGAGAACAACAGAUGAAGACCAGCUAAAAAUCUUGGAUGAAGUACCAAGCUCAGCUGUUGAGCUGCAGGUGAAGGACAAGUUUCUGAAGAAGUUAAAUCGACAAGAAAGAGUGGUUGAGGAAGUUAAGCUCGCUUUAAAACCUCAUUACUAUAAGAAACACAUCAACAAGGAGGAUUACAAGGAGAUUCUUAGACGUUCUGUGCCAAAGAUUUGUCACAAUAAGUCAGGGGAAAUCAAUCCUAUGAAGAUUCAAACAUUGGUGGAAGCAUAUGUGAAGAAGAUACGGUACCUGAAAAAGAAAGCUGCUAUUGCAUCUGGGCAGUUGAAACCUAAAUCUGCAAAGAAGCAAGGAGACUGAAGAAUAAAUCAAUUAUCAUCCAUGGCCAAAUGUUGGCCCUCAUUUAGUGGCCAAAUCUAUAUUCAGUGUGUGGGAACAACUCAAAGCACUCAGGAAUUAUUAUCAUAGUAUUCAAUAAGGAGUUGUUUUCAUUGUUAUCUGACUGUAAAUUGUAUCAACUGAUUUAUGAUGAAUUGAAAGCUAUCUGUGUUCAUUCCUCCUGAGAUCUGUUACAACAGACAUUGUGUAUCAGGCGCAUUGAAAUUUUGGUCAAGCAGUGUUUAUUUUAUGUCACUUAUCUUAUAGUCCUGUAAAAAUUGUAUGUCAAUUGCAAAUGAACUUAAUCUUUGUACAAAUUAAUAGUAUGUUUCUAUUCUCAAUGACUUCAGUAAGUUUGGCUAAUAACUGUCUAGCCAUUUAUAAUUUGUGUCGUGGAUAGGUAGCUGUUUGUAUCCUUCAGUCAAAUGUCAAUGUCGACUGUAAGCGCCAAUAUAUUUUUCUUAUUUGAGAUUAAAAUGAAGGAUGUGAUUUUAUUUGUUUAUUGGCAUUGGCAUGGUUAUGCCAGAUUUAUUGUGAUUUUUAUGACAAACUAUACUUCGAAAGCAAUCAUGUAUGGGGCAGACUGCCAGCAUUGUAUAUAUAUGCAAACUGCUUUGUAUCAGAUAUGUAAUUAUUAUUUAAUUAUCUAAUAAGCUUUAAAGUAGUUUAAAGUAUUGUUUCAGCUGUGAGUCUUAGAUGAAGCAGUAUUAAUUUAUUGGCAUUGUGUCCUCUGCCAAAUAUUCUUUGGCUUUGUUAAAUUUUACCAAAAUGUCACAUUUUGGCACUGAACAGUGAAAUCUUCUUUAUCUGUUUACAAAUUGGGUUUUGAAGAUGAGCAUUUCCAAUGUCCUGUUUUGAGAUAUUUAUAUAAUUUUAUCUGAUAGUGAUUUAUUUUAUUUUUAAUUUUAGUUAUCUAUAACAUUAUUGUAUGAAAGUGAUGGGAUUUGUGGAAAUAAAAACAUCAGUUCAGUUUUUUUUUACUUAUGACAUUUAUAUCUCAGCAUUCAUCUUCACCCCUUCAUUGUCAACAUAAAAGAAUUCGAUUGUUUUUUGAAUAAAUAAAUUAUUUGCACAUAUUGAGUUUA
Molecule: messenger RNA, 8210 nt
Organism: Frankliniella occidentalis (western flower thrips)
Lineage: Eukaryota; Metazoa; Arthropoda; Insecta; Thysanoptera; Thripidae
Product: PHD and RING finger domain-containing protein 1
Exons: 15
Coding region: 172-7107 (2311 amino acids)
Source: RefSeq, a predicted model, not a curated record